AAGGUAAAAGAGUUGCUCCUUGAUAGAAGAGUUCAAUCGAAGUAAGCCAGCUUCGUCAAAUACAGCUGAGGCUAUAUUUUUGCUUUUGAGAUAUUUUUCACUGAACUUUGUCGUUUGUUUUUUUUAAAAAGUAGUUUUUAUUUAGACCUUCUAGGUUUUUUCAUGCGAGUGUUAGCAAUGGCGCUAAAACAUUUGCGGACACUGACACCACUUUUAAGGUUUAAUUGUCAGAGUAAAACAUCUGGAAAAGACUCUAUAAAGACAAUUUUAGUUCCAGUAAAAUCCUACAGCGCUCAGCAUGGAGGCGAAGACACGGGAAGAGCUGCAGGUCAGACUGUGGUCUCGGAGAGAACGGGAUCCGUGGUUACUGUGGCAAUAAACCGGCCUGAGGUGCGUAAUGCGGUGAACCAGGAGACAGCGAGGCGUCUGCUGGAGGAGCUGAAGGCCUUUGACAGUGACCCAGGCUUGAACGUGGCUGUCCUGCAUGGGAAAGGAGGGAAUUUCUGCGCUGGUUAUGAUCUGAAAGAGCUGGCCAAUCACACAGGCCCCUCGAAAUUGGAGCAAGAUGUCACAAAGGGUCCUGGUCCAAUGGGCCCGUCCCGUUUACAGCUGUCAAAGCCCCUGAUAGCAGCAGUGAGUGGUUUCGCCGUGGCUGGAGGGUUGGAGCUGGCUCUGCUGGCAGAUCUGAGAGUGGUGGAGGAGAGCGCCGUCAUGGGAGUGUUCUGCCGCAGGUUUGGUGUUCCACUGAUUGAUGGAGGCACGGUGCGCCUCCCACGUCUAAUUGGUUUAUCAAGAGCACUCGACCUGAUUCUGACUGGACGGCCAGUUGGAGCACAAGAGGCUCUCGCAUAUGGACUGGCCAAUAGAGUCGUUCCUGAUGGCCAAGCUUUACAGGCGGCGCUGGAGCUAGCAGAGCAGAUCAGCUCCUUCCCUCAGCAGUGUCUGCGAGCCGACCGUGCUUCAGCCAUGUACGGCUGCUAUGACGCUCCAUCUUUCACACAGGCCAUGCAGUAUGAAAUCGACCAUGGGAUUCCUGUCAUCCAAGCAGAAGCUGUUGCCGGGGCACUCAAAUUUACUUCUGGAGUAGGAAGAGGAGGAAAGUUCUCCUAGGAUUUAGUGUGCACUAACCUUAUGAAGUGUGACUUCAGGUGAUCCAACACAUCCUGCUGCACACUUUCAAACUCUUUGUCCACAAAUUGAAAGUCUUUUUUUUAUGUCUGUACUCACUUCCUAUCUGCUUUAAAAGCAAUUACAGUUACAGCGAAAUCCAAUAAUUAAGCUCAAUUUAAAAGAAAUACAGCUAAUGAUAAUAUCUUUCUACCACUAAUAUCGUCUCUUUGGUUUAAAAUUUACUAUGUUGUGAGUUGCACUUGUGAGCAGCUCAGUGGAGCGGUGGCUGCCAACAAGUUUUUGAAAAUUACUGCACUGUCUCCAGACAUAAUUUUAGAGUUGGUGUUAGUAAUUUGAAAUGCACAAAGUGCACAUGCUGCACGGCCCACUUUCUCCCUCAGUGAUGUUUUCAGAUGUUU
Messenger RNA from Neolamprologus brichardi, 1529 nucleotides. RefSeq lists its product as uncharacterized. Lineage: Eukaryota; Metazoa; Chordata; Actinopteri; Cichliformes; Cichlidae. Gene Ontology annotation, molecular function: catalytic activity. The record is from RefSeq and is a predicted model, not a curated record.